Pseudoliparis swirei is the source of this 1958-nucleotide messenger RNA. RefSeq names its product cytosolic arginine sensor for mTORC1 subunit 2 (gene castor2). Gene Ontology annotation, cellular component: cytosol. The transcript has 13 exons. The record is from RefSeq and is a predicted model, not a curated record. Lineage: Eukaryota; Metazoa; Chordata; Actinopteri; Perciformes; Liparidae. Gene Ontology annotation, biological process: cellular response to L-arginine; negative regulation of TORC1 signaling.
CAGCAGGUCGGCUUUUUCUUCUUCUUUUUUUUUUUACCUCUUCGCUUUCCUUAUUCCACCCUGCCUUGCUCUCUUUCUUUCUCUCUUUAAAAAACGCCUUUCCUCCGCCGCGCGCGCGUUGUAUUUAUUCAUCCAUGCAUCUCUUUUGGAACUAUUCAAACAUUGUUAUUUAAAAAGAUAUAUCUGUGUUAAAUUAUUUUUGCCCAUUUCGAAAGCCGUUCCUCAAAUGAGAAGACGGAGAAGAUGGAGCUUCACAUCCUAGAGCACAGCUUGAAAGUGGCGAGUAUAGAGAAAGAGGGCAUACAGGUCUGCACGCACGGAUUAAUCAAACUCGCUUUCCUGGCCUCCAAAACAAGGUGUAAGUUCUUCAGCCUGACGGAGACUCCAGAGGACUACACCAUCAUCGUGGACGAGGAGGGCUUCAAAGAGCUGCCGCAGUCGGAGCACAUCAGUGUCGCCGACGCCACGUGGCUGGCCCUCAACGUGGUGCCGGGCGGCGGCAACGCCUCCAACUCGCAACCCAUCGGAGUCACCAAGAUCGCCAAAUCGGUCAUCGCGCCGCUGGCCGACCACAACAUCUCCGUCUUCAUGCUGUCCACGUAUCAGACCGACUUCAUCCUGGUCCGGGAGCGAGACCUGCCGAUGGUCACGCACACACUGUCGUCCGAGUUCACUCUGCUCCGCGUGGUCAACGGGGAGACGGUCGCCGCACGCCACGUCGGGGUCACCAACGGCUUCGUGAAGCCCAAACUGGCGCCGCGCCCCGUCAUCCACCCGCUGUCCAGCCCCAGCAACAUAUUCUGCGUGACCAGCCUGGACCCGGACACGCUGCCCUCCGUGGCCACGCUGCUCAUGGACGUCAUGUUCUACUCCGGAGGGUGAGCGAGUGAACGUGUCAAAGACACUUUACAUGUUACAUUCAUACGCCGUAGCCUACGGGGAGCAACUCGGGUGUUUGAUCCUCGUCUUCUCCUCCCGCUCAGGUGUAAGUUCUUCAGCCUGACGGAGACUCCAGAGGACUACACCAUCAUCGUGGACGAGGAGGGCUUCAAAGAGCUGCCGCAGUCGGAGCACAUCAGUGUCGCCGACGCCACGUGGCUGGCCCUCAACGUGGUGCCGGGCGGCGGCAACGCCUCCAACUCGCAACCCAUCGGAGUCACCAAGAUCGCCAAAUCGGUCAUCGCGCCGCUGGCCGACCACAACAUCUCCGUCUUCAUGCUGUCCACGUAUCAGACCGACUUCAUCCUGGUCCGGGAGCGAGACCUGCCGAUGGUCACGCACACGCUGUCGUCCGAGUUCACUCUGCUCCGCGUGGUCAACGGGGAGACGGUCGCCGCACGCCACGUCGGGGUCACCAACGGCUUCGUGAAGCCCAAACUGGCGCCGCGCCCCGUCAUCCACCCGCUGUCCAGCCCCAGCAACAUAUUCUGCGUGACCAGCCUGGACCCGGACACGCUGCCCUCCGUGGCCACGCUGCUCAUGGACGUCAUGUUCUACUCCGGAGGGCUCAAGGAGGCCGGAGCCUCGGUUGAGGACUCCAGCCACAUCCGUUUCUUCUCCUUCUCUCUGAUCGAGGGCUACAUCUCUCUGGUGAUGGACGAGCAGACGACUCGCAGGUUUCCCAACAACGUCCUCUUCACCAGCGCCUCUGGUGAGCUCUGGAAGAUGGUUCGGAUCGGGGGACAACCUUUAGGGUUCGAUGAGUGUGGCAUCGUGGCUCAGAUAUCAGAACCGCUGGCGACCGCCGACAUUCCCGCGUACUACAUCAGUACCUUCAUGUUCGACCACGCGCUGGUCCCCGAAGAAAACAUCCAGAGUGUGAUCGGAGCCCUGUGGACCAAGAGCACGGCGGAGUGAAGGAAGAGAAGGAGAAGAGGAACGAUGAGCGCUCUCAAGAAGUCGCUUCGUUCAAAUGUUUUUUGAUCGUGUCCAAAAAGUGCCAAGGGCUCAUUAGAGGA